AUGAAGGAUGCCAAGCCCGUCGGCGAAAGAUACGUCUCGGCCGCCACGAUGCCCAAGUUCUUCUGCGACUACUGCGAUGUCUACCUCACCCACGACAGCAUGAGCGUGCGGAAAGCGCACAACAAUGGCCGCAACCAUCUCCGCAACGUGCAGGCCUACUACGAGCAGAUAUCGAGCGACCAGACACAGCAGGUCAUCAAUAGUAUAACGGACGCGUACAACUUGGAGGGCCAGGCGAACCCGCUGUAUCAGGCGAAUCUGAGCGGAGGCUUCCCUGGAGGACCGAUGGCUGGUAUGCACGGUAUGGGUGGGCCGCCGAUGGGAAUGGGCAUGCCCGGUGGUAUGCCUGGAUUCCCGCCGCCAGGUAUGUUGAUGACGAUGUGA
Molecule: messenger RNA, 384 nt
Organism: Parastagonospora nodorum SN15
Lineage: Eukaryota; Fungi; Ascomycota; Dothideomycetes; Pleosporales; Phaeosphaeriaceae
Exons: 2
Coding region: 1-384 (127 amino acids)
Biological process (GO): mRNA splicing, via spliceosome; spliceosomal snRNP assembly; mRNA 5'-splice site recognition
Cellular component (GO): nucleus; U1 snRNP
Molecular function (GO): pre-mRNA 5'-splice site binding; zinc ion binding
Source: RefSeq, a predicted model, not a curated record